GCGCCUGCGUAGUUCUCCCACGCUAUGGGGAAGAUUCCCAUCCAUUCGCUCUACGCUUGGCAGCCCUUCCUGGCAGCAGGCAGCCAUCUUGCCGGGAGCCUGGGAGAGGGAAAGGAGAGACAGAAGGAAAGGGGGACACUGGUCUCAGGGCCGCCCUGGGGGCCUCAAGAGCCGGAGGCAGCCCCGGAGGCGCCCGCGGGCGGAUACGGCGGAAGAGGAGGCCGGGUAAUGGCCGCGGUGUGGCAGCAGGUCUUAGCAGUAGACGCGAGGUACAACGCGUACCGCACACCAACGUUUCCACAGUUUCGGACACAGUAUAUCCGACGGCGCAGCCAGCUACUACGGGAGAAUGCUAAGGCUGGGCACCCCCCAGCACUGCGUCGGCAGUACCUGAGGUUACGUGGGCAGCUGUUGGGCCAGCGCUACGGGCCUCUCUCCGAGCCAGGCAGUGCUCGUGCCUAUAGCAACAGCAUCGUCCGCAGCAGCCGCACUACCCUUGACCGCAUGGAGGACUUUGAGGAUGAUCCUCGGGCCCUGGGGGCCCGCGGACACCGCCGUUCAGUCAGCCGAGGCUCCUACCAGCUACAGGCACAGAUGAACCGUGCCGUCUAUGAGGACAGGCCCCCCGGCAGUGUUGUGCCCACAUCAGCAGCAGAAGCAAGUCGAGCCAUGGCUGGAGACACAUCGCUGAGUGAGAACUAUGCCUUUGCGGGCAUGUACCAUGUUUUUGACCAGCACGUGGAUGAGGCAGUCCCAAGGGUGCGCUUCGCCAAUGACGACCGGCACCGCCUGGCUUGCUGCUCCCUUGAUGGUAGCAUCUCACUGUGCCAGCUGGUGCCUGCUCCACCCACCGUGCUCCGAGUGUUGCGGGGCCACACCCGCGGUGUCUCCGAUUUCGCCUGGUCCCUCUCCAAUGACAUCCUUGUGUCCACCUCACUCGAUGCUACCAUGCGCAUCUGGGCCUCUGAGGACGGCUGCUGCAUCCGGGAGAUCCCUGACCCUGAUGGCGCUGAAUUGCUCUGCUGCACCUUCCAGCCAGUCAACAACAACCUCACUGUGGUGGGGAAUGCCAAGCAUAACGUACAUGUCAUGAACAUCUCCACGGGAAAGAAAGUGAAAGGUGGCUCCAGCAAGCUGACAGGCCGCGUCCUCGCUCUGUCCUUUGACGCCCCUGGCCGGCUGCUCUGGGCGGGCGAUGACAGAGGCAGUGUUUUCUCCUUCCUCUUCGACAUGGCCACAGGGAAGCUGACCAAAGCCAAGCGUCUGGUGGUGCAUGAGGGUAGCCCUGUGACUAGUAUCUCCGCCCGCUCCUGGGUCAGCCGUGAGGCCCGGGACCCCUCACUGCUCAUAAACGCUUGCCUCAACAAGCUUCUGCUCUACAGGGUGGUAGACAAUGAGGGGACCCUGCAGCUGAAGAGAAGCUUCCCCAUCGAGCAGAGCUCGCACCCUGUUCGCAGCAUCUUCUGCCCCCUCAUGUCCUUCCGCCAGGGAGCCUGUGUGGUGACUGGCAGUGAGGAUAUGUGUGUACACUUCUUUGAUGUGGAGCGAGCAGCCAAGGCUGCAGUCAACAAGCUGCAGGGCCACAGCGCCCCUGUGCUGGACGUCAGCUUCAACUGUGAUGAGAGCCUCCUGGCUUCCAGUGAUGCCAGCGGCAUGGUCAUCGUGUGGAGGCGGGAGCAGAAGUAGGAGCCUCCCGGCCCUGCCAUGUCCACCUUCCCACCUGGCCCAUGCUCCAGCCUUGUGUUUGUAAAUAAAGUUCCUGUGCUUGUGCCGAUGGCUGGCUCCCAGGGCUGCUGGGGGCAGAAUAGUGGAGAGGGCAGCUCUAGGGCCCAAGAUGGGAAUGGGUUCACUUACUCAUUCACUCAUGCAUGUAUUAAUUUAUUCCUUCCUUCAAGAACCAUUUACUGAAUAUCUGCCAUGUCAUGGGCAACAGUUUAAGUGUUUUACGGUCAUGCAUUGGACGAACAUUACUGAGUAUUCACUGUGUGCCAGGAACUGUUCUAGUCUCUGAGGGUACUGCUGUGACCUAAACUGACAAAUCCCUGUCCUCCUGGGGCUUGCUUUCUAAUGGAAGCAAGUAGGUAACAGAAAUAUUUAAUAAGUCAGCUAAAAAUGAUUGUUGUGAAGACAAAUAAAGUGAGGACAGGAGAUACCAUUGCAGGAGUGGAAGGCUGGGCUCUUUUUGAUGUCAUGAUCAGGGAAGACAUUCCUGACUGUGGCAUUUAAACAAAGACCUGAAUGUAAUGAGAGGGAGCUGUAGUGCAUGGCGGAGGACAACAUUCCAGGCAGAGAAAAGGCAGUGCAAAGGCACUGAGGCUGGAGUGUGCCAGGAGAGUGGUUGUAGAAGCGGGUGCUGAAGGUGAUGAGGUUGGCCAGGCCCGAUCCUGGAGGGCUCUGUGGACCAUGGUGAGAACUUGGGCUUUUUAUCUGAGCAAGGGGUGAGUGACCAAGCAGUUUCGAGCAGAGGAUUCCUCUGUGUGCUGUGAAGAGAACAUACUGGGGGGCAAAGGUGGAAGCAGGAUGACCUGUCAGGAGACCCUGCAGUAGUUGAAGCGAGCAUGAUGAGGACCUGCACCCGGGUGGGGGCAGUGGAGGAGUUGAAGUGGUGAAUGUUGGCUUCUACCACAAGGUUUCAUCCUAGGAGUUUGCAGGGCUCUGCUGCCUCAGGGAGGCCCAGGCUUCUUCUAGCCACUGCCUGGGCCUCAUAUCUAUCUAUGCAGCAAGCAGUCUGUUGCCUACAAGCAUGGAGCUGAGGACUUGGAAUACGCACCAGUGUGGGACCAACCAUGGACUCAAAAGCUGAGCUAGUGGCUUCUGCUGGGAGUGGAGGGGAUGGGGCCUCUCUCCAUCCCCAGAGGAACCCCAAACCACCCAUACCUCCUGUCAUGCCCACUCAAGACCCAAAGUCAAGGCCUGGAACUGUUCCGAGGCUACCAAGUGAUGUUCAUUAUUUCAGGGGAGCCCUGAAUGAGGAGAGAAAACUUGGGGUAUAGAUGGGACAGAUCACCAAAAUCCCUUGUCAAUGACCUGAGUCACCAGAUGUCAAAGUUGCUGGAGAUGUCAAAGAGUCUCUUGGUCCAGCUGCCCCCUUUCCUUCACCUCCAUGGGCUGCCGUGUCUAGAUGCAUCAAUGGGAAGGGUGGCUACCACCUUGAGUUCUCAGCAUCAGUCCACAGAGUCACAGAGACUCCAACCUGGCCCAACAUCAUUGAGCUGCUGAACUAACACCAGCAGUCUUGUUGAGGGAGGAAAAUAACCUUCUGUUUUUUUUAAGCCACUGUUAUUUGACCAUGUGGUUACUUCAGAAGCAUUUCUACCUGGUACAGCAGGUCCUUGAAUAAUAUUUUGUCAAUGUCAUUUUGUAGAAAUGUUGAUGAAAUGACAUAGCAACUUUUAUUUCUAUCAAGUAGGUUAUGGUAAAAUUGGUUUUAUUAUAUGUUGUUUCACUUAAAGUACAGAACCUAUCGACAGUGUUAAGUGAGGACUUGUGUACUUCCAUCUGAGAGACCUUAAGGUAAAUGAUGUGAGAUGGGGCCAUCAGAGAGCUGGAGUGUUCACAAUCAAGGUUAUGUAUGCAUGUAUGUUGGAGGGCCUCAAGACUACCCAUACUCAAGGAUUUGCUAGAAGGACUCUCAUUCUCAGUGUACACAUGACGAUGA
Messenger RNA from Phyllostomus discolor (pale spear-nosed bat), 3658 nucleotides. It is a transcript of the gene WDR13, whose product is annotated as WD repeat domain 13. The transcript is spliced from 10 exons. Lineage: Eukaryota; Metazoa; Chordata; Mammalia; Chiroptera; Phyllostomidae. The record is from RefSeq and is a predicted model, not a curated record. Gene Ontology annotation, cellular component: nucleus. Bases 25 to 1686 code for a protein of 553 amino acids. Gene Ontology annotation, molecular function: protein binding; promoter-specific chromatin binding.